AGAGCAUGGCAACACGCCACCCAUGCCUCAACUGAUGCUAGGAUCACACGGGGGUGUGCGGGCGGCCCUGCAACGGGCCCACCGAUGGGGGCUGCAGGGGGAACCUUUUCAGAAUAACCUGGAAAAGACGCACAGCUCAGAGCCAACAUCAUACGAUCUUCAAACCCCAUCGACCUCAUCACUUUCACAGUCAUGGAGGAAGAGAAGGGGGAAACUCGUCACCCUCUUCACAAUAUGCAGUAUCUUCCUGCUAGUAGCUGCGCUAUCCUCAAUUUACCUGGAAGAGGUGAGUUGGGCAGGGGUGGUGACAUGCCUGACACUGGGGGUCUUCGGCUACAUACUGUUAAGCUACUUGAGGUCGCCAAGUGAACGGGAACCAACUCCUGUGAUGCAAGAAGGUGUUGUCACCCAAAGCAAGAUUAUUGUUGAUGAGCGGUCACCAAGUCCAGAUGUUAAAAGUUUAGGUGUCUCCAUUCCUCUUGCUCUCACCCUGGCUGACAGCCUGCUAUUGAGUGUGCUCCAGGAGCCUCUAGCGGACCCCAGCGGGCCCCAUGUGCAGGAUCUCCUCUCCAGACUUGAGUCCAUGUUCCACAUACUCGAAAGUGUUCACUCGCCGUCCGAGUCCAGAGAGGAGGACCAUAUUUUGAUUGAAAAAGUCACGCUCAUUCAAAGUUAUCUACAUAAAAGGAGUAGUUCGCUAAGGAGGCUUCUACAGGUGCAAGCUGAAUAUGAGUCUAGCGUAAAGGAACUGCGGGAGGGCGUGGAGGACCGCUGGGGCCGACUUGAGGAGCUCCACACUGGAGUUACGCUCACAAAAGAAGGUGGUGAAGACCAAGUCGACUUGGCCUCGGCCCAUCAGGAUGCAGAGUCUUUUUUUGCAGUCUUGAGCCACCAUAGGGAGCAACUAGAGGGCUGCCAGGAUCUUCUGAAAGACAGCACACAACUCCUCCAGGAGUUAAUAUGGAGUCACAGCCAUGCAGGCAACACACUCAAAAAUUGCAGUAGUGAGUCCAUUUGGCCGGAAAUGCUUCUCCAGUCCAACAUGGAGCAGUGACAAAAACAGCUGACUGUGGCCCCAGUAGGUAAGGCUACAUAUGGAACAAUGAAAUUAACAGUUCACCUGCUGUGGCCUGAACGGAGUCUUACAUCUUCCUCCUGGUGCGCAUGGACUUGAAUUGCAUGCCCGCUUGUGCAGUCCCUGUUUUUUCACCUCUUUUAUCAACACCAUCGUCGUUUUGGGGCUUUUUGAAGAAACUUCGGACACUCAGUUGCCUUGACAUUUUUCAGAGUAAGGCCAACGACGUCAUGCAUCAAGAGAGACAAUAGCUAAUUAAUAUGCUCACUCGCCACCCUGUGGUCUGGGGUGUGAAUUGCAACCUGUCAAAAUGACGGAUGGACUUCAGUUUUUUCCGUCACCGUUUUAAAAAAUCGGUCAACGACGGAAAAUAUUCGGUUAACGCGACCCCUGAACUGCCCAUAUAGUUCAAAUUUCAAGUUAUAUGACUUUUGCUUUUUAUUCAUUUUUUGGUUUUAUUUCUAUUUAGUUCCAAUUGUUUGUGUUUUUAGCUGUCUUGAAGAUUUAAUUUGACUUUGAUUUAUCAUCAUUAUCAUGUGAUGCAAAACAUUUUGAAUUACCGUAUUUUUCGGACUUUAAGUCGCACCUGCCAAAAAUACGUGUAGUGAAGAGGAAAAAGAACAUACAUAAGUCGCACCGGUGUAUAAGUAAUAUUUUUGGCAAUUUAAAAAGCAAUUUAAAAUAAAAACUGAAUAGAGAACAACUGGCUGAAUAAGUGUAUGGUAUGAUAACGUUACAUGAUGCAUAAACAAAUGCUUUCUUCAUUUCAGUAAGAUUAGCCUCCGCGUUUCGCCAUUCCCUUAAAAGUUUCUCGCUAACUCCAAACUUUCUUUCUGGAGCUCGAUUACCAUUUUCGGCGGCAUAUUUCCCUACUUGCAGUUUGUAAUCUGCAGAAUAUGAUUUUCUUUUCGGUGCCAUUUUGUUCAGUCCUCCUCAGUUGUUUUUAUUUGGUUUUAUAAGUUACCGCCAAUGUUGAAACACUGGCCUUGAGCGCCCUCUUGUGGUUUAGUGUGAAAAUAACAUGUGAAAUGAUAUAAUAAUGUGUUAAUAAAUAUCACACAUAAAUCACUCCAGAGUAUAAGCCCGGUCAAACUGUGAAAAAAACUUUGACUUAUAAAAUACAAUACCUUGUGUUGAAUUGUGCUCUACAUUACAAUACCAUACCUGUCAAGUUGUGCGGUUUUGGCGUAAUUUGUACAAGUGAGCACUGAUUUUUAAAAGUGUACGCCAUACGUUCAAAAUCUACGUUUUUCGUGCAUUACGUUUUUUUCUCGAGACAAUGUGCGUUACGAGACGAUGUGCGUUACUAUGCUUUACAACGUUGGUUGAAUUACGCGAGAAAAGUCAGAGACAAGGAGAGGGAAGAGUGUUUGUUGUGACGCUGGAGCAAACGCGAUGCUAGGCUAGGUGGCUCCAAAAUUUCCUGACUAUAGCCGACAGCCUACAAUCUACGCCUAGAUAUCACAUGCAUAUAGAACUAUUAGUUAACAGACACCAUUUUUAAAGCAGUAGACUUCCCAGAAAGGCUCUGUUGUAGUGAACCUUCCUAGCGAACCCAAGUAACUUUUUAUCUAUAAUACUCCUAUAUCGGCAAAAUCUUGACUUGAAUCUAUCUUUAAAUGAUGAAACAGUUUUAAAACUUUCACAUGUCGAAAGUAGACAGAAGGGAACUAAUACAAAAACGGGAGCAAUUUUAACAACUUUAACAGUUGAUUCACAACAUUAAAUGACUUCCAAACAUAGUAAAAAUGAAAGAAAAAAAAACAUGAAAGGUAACACGAAUUACUUUCCCAAGUAACUAAUUACCCUUACAUUCAGGUAACAGAGUUACUAAUUGAAUUAGUUUUUGGGAGAAGUAAUUUGUAACUGUAAUUAAUUACUUUUUAAAAGUAAGAUUAACAACACUGGUCAUAAAGAUGAAGUCUGCAGAAUGAAAAGUGACGAUUUGCCAAUUUGUUGCCGAACACAAUUUGCCCGCAACUACUGCUGAUCACUUCUCAGAAAUAGCCAAAGAAAUGUUCCCUGACUCAAAGAUUGCAUCGGUAAGUUAAUUUUAUCAAUUGACCUGUUUAAGUUAUAAUUGAACACACUAAUGAACUACCUUCAAGCCAAACUGAAUUGCGAGCUGAAGUGCAGCCAUCAAAAGACAUGAUAGAAAUUGCCAAAAGUGCUACAUACAAUUAUAACAAAAGUCACUGUUACAUUUUUGUAAUCAUGAUGUAGCUGAAGAUAUUAAUUGUAUUGGAAAUAAGUAUUUAA
Messenger RNA from Corythoichthys intestinalis (scribbled pipefish), 3334 nucleotides. RefSeq lists its product as uncharacterized. NCBI's taxonomy places the organism in Eukaryota, Metazoa, Chordata, Actinopteri, Syngnathiformes, Syngnathidae. The record is from RefSeq and is a predicted model, not a curated record. The transcript is spliced from 8 exons. Bases 23 to 1054 code for a protein of 343 amino acids.